Chaetomium strumarium is the source of this 2564-nucleotide messenger RNA. RefSeq lists its product as uncharacterized. Bases 456 to 2369 code for a protein of 637 amino acids. NCBI's taxonomy places the organism in Eukaryota, Fungi, Ascomycota, Sordariomycetes, Sordariales, Chaetomiaceae. The record is from RefSeq and is a predicted model, not a curated record. The transcript has a single exon.
GCAUGGAACAUUCUUGCCCAUCCGAUUUUCAGACACUUGUUGAACUUCGAACGUUGGUUACAAGUACAACUCGAGGUCGAGAGCCAGAGGAUCAGCUCGGAUAUCAUGUGUCCAAGUAGUGAGUCAUUUGCAUGCGUACGGUCUUGAUCUCGGCAGCGCCCCUGAACUCACUUCUCCACUUGCCACGCUCAGCUUCAGCCGAAGCUUUGAGGGAGCAAGGAACCCUUGUGCCGUGGAGUUGGUGUUGCGAGGUGCCACGCAAAGCAGCCCCACCACAAUCCUACUCGACGGUGUUGCUCCUGAUUCCUGAGUGACGUCCGAGUCCUUCAACAGCUUCACAUACACGUGUAGUGUAUUGACGAGCCCCUCUAUCAGUCGUCAUGUUCGACUGUGCGGGUUGUUGCCGGACACGAGAGUCAGAGCAUUAAUAACAGUCAUACUAGUAAUCAGUCACCAUGUCAGCCGACCUUUUUGCGGCGUUCGGUGAUCUAUCUCAGACGUCAACACACCAGCAACAUCAGAGCACUUCCCGUGCUGUUCCGGCCACCACCGCCCCAGCUACGAAUGAUCCCUUCUCUUUCCUGGUGUCUCCUAGUGGCUCCGUUCCACAGUCGCAAACCGGUCAGCAAUCUUCACAUCGGCCACAAUCUCUUCAGCUGACGGCUGGCCAAACAAGCUCAUGGCUCAGUUCCCCAGCCAUCGAGUCUCGGGGAAACACUGGCCUUGGAGAUGUCGGGAGCCUGGGAGGCUUGGGUAGACUACAAAGUCAUCAAAGCACGCCAUUUACUGUGUCACAAGACCGGGCGCAGGCAGAAGGUGACGAUGAUGGCUGGGGUGAAUUCGAGGUGGCUUCACCGCAGUUCCCUCCGGAACCUCCCGUCCCAAGCACCACGGCCAGCCAACCACGAGCGCGUCUCGCAAGAGCAUCUACCUUUGACAUGAUGAGCAAUAAGCUCUUGGACUUGGACCUGGAUCAACCCGCCCCGGAACCCUGGCAGCAGCGGCCAUCAUGGGAGAAAGAUACCAAGACCCAGCCAAUACCCAAACCGAUGCGCAGUUCCGAUCCAGAUGUGCUUUUUGACGCCGACUUCGAAGCAGAGAACGGCACGAACGAAGACGAAGACGAAUUCGGCGACUUUGAGUCUGGGACACCAGCUAGCACUAUUCCACAGACCAUUCCAGUGAAAUCUGCCAUGGAUCUUCUGUCCCUGGACUCAACACCAGCACCAGCACCACCCAAGAGGCAACCCCCUGGACUAGUUCUAUCAAGUGCAGCCCUUCAAGCAAACCCCGCGUCGUACCCAGCGGCGCCAAAGUCUCCUUACGGGUCUUUCCAGGAGCGAAAACCAGAGCCGAUGAAGAAACUUCAGGUCAGGCCGCCAGCCGUGACAAAGGCGAUGCAAAAAGACAACGAGGCGUCGCCUUCGCCAAUCACUGCCUGGCCGACUGUCGAGGACGAGGGAUUUGGAAACAAAUGGGAGGAGUUCAAAGAUAGUCCAACUACAACGUCGGCCCCAACAACGAACCUCAAACCGAGCUCGAAGCCGAAACAGACCCCGGUGUCGACCUCGGCGCAUGCCCCAGACUGGGAAUGGCAAGACUGGGAAAGGGGAGCGGACGACCAAUCAGCUGCUGACGACAUUACCGACGCGAUACCCUCUGUCAGCUCCUCAUCCGCCACAGUCGAGGACAAACCAGGACCCCCGCCAACCAACAUUCCCCCGCCGGCGAUCCUCCUCUCCCUCCUCCCACAACUCCUCGACCUGGCCUCAGCCUCCUUACUCAAACCGCUCCUAACGCUGGCGCCUUCCUCCCCGGCCUACCAACGCGUCCUCGGCUCCGAGUUCACCGUGAGUUUCCUCAGAGGCUAUCUCGCCCUCGCCACUGUCGCCGCCCGGCUUAUCGCAGGCCGCAAGCACCGCUGGCACCGCGACAGGUUCCUCGCGCAGGGCAUGUCCAUCUCGGCCGCCCCCGCGGGAGGCAAGGGACAGCGCGGCAUGAAGCUGGCGAGCAUCGACAAGUCGCACUCGGCGCACGACGACCGGGAGGCGGCCGAGGUGGCGGGCGUGUGGAAGGCACAGGUGGGCAGGCUAAGGGGGUUGGUGGCCGGGGUGAAUGCCGCGCAUGCGAAGGACGGGCUGAAUCUGAGAGUGCCUGAUGUCAAGGAGAGCAUGACGGUUAGUACGGCGAAAGGGGUGCCGACUGCGCCGAAGGCGUGCGUGGUCUGUGGGCUGAAGCGGGACGAGCGGGUUGCGAAGGUGGAUUUCGAGGUCGAGGAUAGCUUUGGGGAGUGGUGGGUUGACUUCUGGGGGCAUCGGGAGUGCAGGAACUUCUGGGUGAGGCAUGAGCGGGAGUUGAGGCAGCGCUAGGAGUCGCUUUUUGCUGGAGAAGGGGUUUGAGAAUGACAGGCCCGGGGGGCUUGGAGUCGGAGGGCGCUUUGCGAUAGGGCAUUCAGCGUCUGUGUGAUGAUUACAUAUGGCAUCUGUGUUAUGACCUAUGAAGAUGUAUACAAUGAGACAUCUGUUAUCAGGGCUUCUAAUACCUAGGAUGUGUUCGACAGCCCG